AUGGCUUUUAAUGUUAUUGGCCUCAUUUAUCGUAACUUUGCGAAAAUUGUUCUGCCGAUAACAUUAAUAGGUUUAGUGGGAUGUAUAAUAUAUAUCUCCACAAUCGAGCCAUUCCCGCAAAGUGCUAAGCAGAAUUUGUGUGAAUAUAUGAAGGAAUGGGAUGGCAGCAAAAACAUAUCCAGGCAGUGGUGGGAGUGGGCAUGUCUCAUAGAAGCAGAAUGGAAGAAAGGAGUGGAGGUCAGCUGUACAGAUUUGAGAAAAAAGGGAAACUACUACAUCUGUUUUGAUAAACCACUGGGACCAAAGCCUCCAUGCCUUGUAUAUUCUUUUGGGAUUGAUAAUGAUUUCAGUUUUGAUGAUGCAAUGGCUGAAGCUGGCUGUGAGGUGUUCUCCUUUGAUCCCAG
Messenger RNA from Candidula unifasciata, 404 nucleotides. Lineage: Eukaryota; Metazoa; Mollusca; Gastropoda; Stylommatophora; Geomitridae. The record is from the annotation of a GenBank genome assembly.